CAGUGCACGGGAUCAGGGAAGAGUGGAAUUCCAGCCCCACAAGUACUGCAUCUUCUCUAUCCUAAAUGGAAAAGAACUCCUUUAAAUCUCUACUUCUUCUUCCGAGAUUCCGAUAUGGUCGAGAGAAAGCAGAAAUCGACCACCAGAAGUACCAUGAUGUCACAAGCCCCGGAACGGACUAUCAAGGAAAAGAUUGGAAUGCAUGAUGAUGGGAUAAUUGGCUGUGAUCAGGUUCUUGCUUGUUUCAUGCUUAAACAACUUCCCGAAUACAAAGAAGCAAAAAUUAUAAGCUACGACUAUAAUAUGACUAUAAUCUCUCUGGAAACCCUGUUUAAUGCAGAACGAGAGAUGAAAGCGUUCUUUCCACAUGCGACGUUCUUGUGGACGUUGGUGGGAUAUACGACCAUGCUCGUCGGCGAUACGAUCACCACCAUGAGUGAGCCUGUUGUCAAUGUGGACAUGAUAGAACGCUUGAGCACCGUCCUACCAGCGAAGAAAUGGACGACGCGUUUCAGCACGUCAGAACUGGUAUUUAAGCACUUCGGACAUCGAAUCAUUAGCGUUGUCCUGGAAUGCCCCUUAGAGGAGCCCAAGGUGGAAACUAUCUUCAAAGUUGUCUAUGAAUACUUCAUUGAAGAAAUUUCUGCUUUAAAUGGCCAUGGUGAUCGCAUUUGCGAACUCCGAAUCACAACCAAUCUUGGUUCACGAAUCAGACGUCUUAACCCACCAUGGACAGCUAAACAGGUAAGUAAUGAAGAGUUGUUUCUCGAGGCCAUGGAGAUAGCAGGAAGGGAAUUCAUGGAGCGCAUUCGAUAUUAUGGAGAAGUAUGGUGGCCUGCCCGAGAUAUUCUUCUAAAGGCUGUUGAAACAAGGUUCCAAGUAAGUAAGUUGUGUGAUCCUUCUCGUAUCAGAAUUUGUCCGGUAUCAAGGUGGCUUGCACAGGUUGAUGAGAGUGGGGCGAUCCUAGAGCUGCCUCACGGAGGCAUUCCGUGGCGAAAGCAUCUACUUUUCUUUGAAACAAAUGGAAUUUUAUUACAACACCAAGUAUUUUUUGUCAUCUUCAAAAAUCUAAGGUUUCUAUUCUCUAAUCAAGAGAACUCAUCCGAUGAAAAUAAUUCUGGAACAUGGAUGAUCCAGGCGGUUCUCAGCAGUCGAGAGGUGCUCCUGCCCGCUGCAUGGAGAGGGGUUCAAAACCCUGAGUUGGAGGAAAAGUCAAGACUACCAGGGAUACGAUGGGUGGAUAAGAAUGGAAACUUUGGAUGGCAUGACACAAGGGAAGGAGCCAUCAGCAUGGCCAGGCACACUAUAGCUCAUUCUCAAUCCCGAGUGUUACUUCUUCAAGCGCUGGGGAAAAGGUUCUUGGUAGAUAAGAGCGGGCAGAUCGUAGAGAUUUCAUCUGGAUUUUACCAAUCGAUCAAGUACCUCUUUCAUUUCGAAAACAAAAAAGUGCUUCCCAAAUAUGAAGUGAUAUUACCGGCAUUUGGAAAGGUACCUCUGCUUCCAAAAGCAGAGCUAGAAAAACAUGCUGGUCUGGAUGGAAUCAUAUUUGUACAUGCGAGCGGAUACCUAGGAGGACAUGAAGCACGUGAUGGAGUUAUCAGAAUGGCAAAAAAGUCAAUUGCUGCUUUUCAACCACGAGUUUCCCUUCUCAAGGCCAUGUACAAAAGAUUCCUGGUGGAUGGGAGUGGACAUAUCUUAGUACUUACCUCAGCAUGGUCCAAUUGGGAGAAGCACUUCUUUCAUUUAGAAGCACAAGGAGUUAUGCCCAAAAAUGAAGUAUUUUUUAUCAUCUUCAAUGAAGGGGACAUUUCCAAUACAUGGAAAGUCCAAGCAGUUCCCAUCAGUUUAGGUUCAACAAUCGUCAGGCAAGAGAAAUUCAGCACAUUCCUGAACCAGGCGGUGCCUCUGCAUGCUGAAUGGCGAGGGCUUCAAAAUCCAGAGCUGGAACGAAAGUCAGGGUUGCCAGGAAUCAGGUAUGUGUAUUGUAGCGGAUACCUCGGAGGGCAUCAAACACAAGAUGGAGCCAUCAGCAUGGCCAGGAAGUCUUUGGCCGAUUCUUUAAAACGAGUGCUGCUUUUGAAAGCUGUCAACUCUAGAUUCAAGUGGGGCCUCUUAGAAAUCACAGCCGACACCCUCCAGCAGGUGAAGGAAAGUUUCCUCGCUAGCGUGGACAUCUGUUUCCGCCUCCAGGGCAUGCAAUUUGAGCACCUCUUGUAA
This is a messenger RNA of Darwinula stevensoni, 2217 nucleotides long. Lineage: Eukaryota; Metazoa; Arthropoda; Ostracoda; Podocopida; Darwinulidae. The record is from the annotation of a GenBank genome assembly.